Messenger RNA from Dacryopinax primogenitus, 580 nucleotides. RefSeq lists its product as uncharacterized. The record is from RefSeq and is a predicted model, not a curated record. The transcript has a single exon. The coding region runs from base 90 to 455 and encodes 121 amino acids. Lineage: Eukaryota; Fungi; Basidiomycota; Dacrymycetes; Dacrymycetales; Dacrymycetaceae.
AGCGAAGACAAACAAGUCCAAGUCCAACCUUCAGAACCCGGGCCGGUAUUUCCCGUCCCUGGCGUGUCAGAGGACAUCGAAGAGGAAACAUGAGAGAUCACCGACCGGCUCUAUUUCCUCUGUUUCCCUAUGAGAUGACCUAUACUGCCGGGUUCACACGUCAUCCAGGUGGGAUACCCCCGAGUCCCAAAGCAGCGCUAGGCGUCAAGCUCAGAACGGUAUGGAACGUCGGUGCGCUCCCUAUGCCCGCAAGUGCUGCGUCUGCCUCCCCGUCGGGGGAGCAAGGGAAUGGGAAUGGGAAUGGGGAUGGGAGGAAGGGGUGGACGAGGGUCGAGGAGCGCGCAGAGAUUUGGGCGCCUCUCGGGUUGUUGGGCUACGUUAGGCGGACGGUGGUCCGCGCGCAUGAGGAGUUGAUGCGUGCUCUGGAGAAGAUGUUGGAGGCUCUGUGCACGUGAGGGAAGUACAGAGCUGGGUUUGGUGAGAGUGGGACGAGGAGACGGGUCUUGCUGCCGUGCUCUUUGUACGGUUGUACGUAUCUGUAACGGUAGCAGGAAAUGUGUGCGUUUAAUGUAAGAUCUCG